Mesorhabditis belari is the source of this 765-nucleotide messenger RNA. The record is from the annotation of a GenBank genome assembly. Lineage: Eukaryota; Metazoa; Nematoda; Chromadorea; Rhabditida; Rhabditidae.
AUGAUUUCUUUAAGUCGUUUCUUGGCUGUCUCCUUUGAUGGAGCCUACUUUUCAUUCACCCAAAAAUGGCCUUUGAUUCAACUAAUCAUCCCGUAUCUCCUGCAAGUGGCCAUUGAAAUGAGCGAUCGUUUGUUGAUUCCGAAUGGCACGAUCACAUCCCUUUCUUUCAUUUCCUAUGUCGCUGCCAAUAUUGAAGAAUUCCCGUAUUUUUUGAUGAUUGCUCUUGAUGUCGUCACCUAUGAAAAGUUGAAACAACGAAAACGAUACGGAAAACCGGUGUCACAAACAGAGCAUUUAUUGAUGAUGCAGAUGAUCUUCAACUCGGUGAUCAUCCUGUGCAUCACUUCCGGACUCAUAUUCUUUAGCCUAUUGCUUUCGCUGUUUUUUGUUAGCGAAAACCAAUCUCCAUAUAUGAGAACUUCAAUUUUGGUAUUUUUCUUUGUCUUUAUUUCAAUAGUCGCGACUCUUCAAUGCUGGGGUGAUGCUGAACAAAAAUCGAAGCUAGGACGCGCGAAAUCAAAAGAAACUUGCCAGUGCGGUUCUUAUUGUGCGUCAUGGACAAGUGCUGAUGACUGGCACUUUUGGGGUUGUGGCUGCUCAUAUCUGAAGGAUUACGGGAAAGCUGAUUUCUGCUCGCAAGAAGGCCCGAAUCUUUUCGGCGGCACCACGUAUAACUGUUGUUCGGGAGACCUUUGCAAUCAUUCGAAUAAAAUCUUUGGUUUCACAGUUUUUUUAAUAACUCUUUGUCUUAAAUGGUUUGUUGUU